Molecule: messenger RNA, 2828 nt
Organism: Camelus dromedarius (Arabian camel)
Lineage: Eukaryota; Metazoa; Chordata; Mammalia; Artiodactyla; Camelidae
Gene: FNTB
Product: farnesyltransferase, CAAX box, subunit beta
Exons: 12
Coding region: 135-1448 (437 amino acids)
Biological process (GO): protein farnesylation
Cellular component (GO): protein farnesyltransferase complex
Molecular function (GO): protein farnesyltransferase activity
Source: RefSeq, a predicted model, not a curated record
GGCAGGAAAGAGAUUCGCGCUCAAAAUCUUUUGACUCUAUCCGCUCUCCGUAGCGCCUUAGCCCGCUGGAGUUUCAAUGCGCGUUGUUGUUUGACGAAGCUGAGUCUUAUACACCGCCCGCUGCUUUCCUGAUCAUGGCUUCUUCGAGUUCCUUCACCUACUAUUGCCCUCCAUCUUCCUCCCCUGUCUGGUCAGAGCCGCUGUACAGUCUGAGGCCCGAGCACGCGCGGGAGCGGUUGCAGGACGACUCGGUGGAGACAGUCACGUCCAUGGAACAGGCAAAAGUAGAAGAAAAGAUCCAAGAGGUCUUCAGUUCUUACAAGCUCAACCACCUUGUACCAAGGCUUAUUUUGCAGAGGGAGAAGCACUUCCAUUAUCUGAAAAGAGGCCUCCGACAUCUGACAGAUGCCUAUGAGUGUCUGGAUGCCAGCCGCCCAUGGCUCUGCUAUUGGAUCCUGCACAGCUUGGAACUGCUGGAUGAGCCCAUCCCCCAGAUGGUGGCCACAGACGUGUGUCGGUUCCUGGAGCUGUGUCAAAGCCCAGAAGGUGGCUUUGGAGGGGGCCCUGGCCAGUACCCACACCUCGCACCCACGUACGCAGCAGUCAAUGCACUGUGCAUCAUUGGCACCGAGGAGGCCUAUGACGUCAUUAACAGAGAGAAGCUUCUCCAGUAUUUGUACUCACUGAAGCAGCCCGAUGGCUCUUUUCUCAUGCACGUUGGAGGUGAGGUGGAUGUGAGAAGUGCAUACUGUGCCGCCUCGGUAGCUUCUCUGACCAACAUCAUCACUCCAGACCUGUUUGAGGGCACUGCCGAAUGGAUAGCAAGGUGUCAGAACUGGGAAGGUGGGAUUGGCGGGGUGCCGGGCAUGGAAGCCCAUGGAGGCUACACUUUCUGUGGCCUGGCCGCACUGGUCAUUCUCAAGAAGGAACGCUCCUUGAACUUGAAGAGCUUAUUGCAAUGGGUGACGAGCCGGCAGAUGCGGUUUGAAGGUGGGUUUCAGGGCCGCUGCAACAAGCUGGUGGACGGCUGCUACUCCUUCUGGCAGGCAGGGCUCCUGCCCCUGCUGCACCGCGCGCUGCACGCCCAAGGUGACCCUGCCCUGAGCAUGAGCCGCUGGAUGUUUCAUCAGCAGGCUCUGCAGGAGUACAUUCUCAUGUGCUGCCAGUGCCCCACCGGGGGGCUCCUGGAUAAACCUGGCAAGUCGCGGGACUUCUACCACACCUGCUACUGCCUGAGCGGCCUGUCCAUAGCCCAGCACUUCGGCAGUGGAGCCAUGUUGCACGAUGUGGUCCUGGGUGUGCCGGAAAACGCCCUGCAGCCCACUCACCCUGUGUACAAUAUUGGACCAGAGAAGGUGAUCCAGGCCACCAUGCACUUUCUGCAGAAGCCAGUCCCAGGCUUCGAGGAGCACGAGGACAUGGGAACAGCAGAGCCUGCCACUGACUAGAGGACCUGGGGUCCUGUGGCUCUGUGUUUACUCACCUCCCCGGUCUGACCAAGGUUUAUACGUUUCAAUACAUACUGCAUUCUGGGUGCACAAGCCUUGGCCACUGUGGAACUUGGUUCUUUGUCCUUUCUUGUCAAACAAAACAAAACUGACGGCUCUUGGUUUAGAGAACACAGUGGCGUGGUUUAAAAAAAAAUCCUCUCCACUCCUGUCAAACCAAAAAUCUAUCAGCUGUGCUGCAUCUAAACCUGGCUCUGGCCUGGUCAGGGCUGGCUGGGACGGUGGGCACUGGGAGCAGCAGCCCCUCCCCGCAGCUCUCCAGUUCGCCUGGCAUGAUGGACCGAAUGACGUCCACGUGUACAGCAUCCAGAGCGGCCACUGCGAUCCCCACCUGCACCACCACUACGUCGCCAGGAAGGUGGCCUUCAGUGGGUGGAAAUAGAUCUGCUUCAUGGUGAGGCUGGGGCCUUGGGUCCCUCUAAAAUGAAUUCUGCAGAAAAAAAGCCAUGGUGGGACUUCAUUCAGAGGCGCCCGGGCGCUCACCUCCUGCCCUGGUCGCCUGCACAGGAAGGGAGCUGAGCCGGGGAGACCGGCCUCGGGAGUUUACAUCUCUUUCCCCCCACUCUGGGCGCAGACUGCACAGCUCCGAGGCCGGCCUGGUGCACAGGCAGGAUCUGCUUCAGCCCCAGGUGUGGUGACGUAGACCUGGGAAACCAAUUAUGAGUGGAAAACAAACCUCUAGUUCAACUCUGUGCCAGAGGAAGCAGCCCCAGUGCCCACCCCUCAGCCCACCCCAUCAUGUGCCCUAAAAACCCCUCUGAUGACCUCAAGGCAGCGCCUUCAGCCCGCGGCCAUUCUGUGUGUUACCAUCUUUCCUCCAGCUGACUCCCAGCCCGCCCUCCUCAAAGACAGUGCUGUCGUCUCUCACCCAGAGUAUUAAUACUACUAAGUCUCUCACCUUCAUUUCUGACUCAGGAUCCAUUCACAUCCUGCCCUCUCCAGGCUCACAGAACAAAGUCAAGAGCUGGAUGAGCGAGCUGCUGCUGAGGCCGUGGCUGCGUAAGCCUGGCCGGGGCAGGGCCAAGCGCUGCCCGUGGGUUCAGCCUGGCGGGGCCUCUGCGGCCCACUCAGAACCCUUUCUCAGCCAGUGGGCUGUUGAGCUGGGUCCCUGUCCUCUGCUGCAGUCACAGCAAGCUCCACGUCGCCGGCCUGGCCUUCUUGUAAGCAGCUGUGGGCUGUGGGCAGACGGGGGCCUGGAGAUGCAGCAGGAGGCUCUUCUCAAAAACUCUGGCCAUUUGCUGCCUCUGAUUCCCUAGUGCUUUGGUGUAUUGGGCUAUGUAUUACCUCCUUGAAAUAAUAAAAUAAUAACAUUUUCUAUGA